AUGAAAAACAACCCUGACUUAGAGAAAGACUAUAUAUUUAAUAAUUUAGUCAAAAGAGACAAACAAGAAAGAAUGCCGGGCUUCAAACUUCAGAAAGGUGACAAAGUAAAAAUAGAAAUACCUGAACGCGACCCAUAUGAAAAUACUAUUGACUAUGACAACAAUGGGAACUCAACAGGUACUCACAUUUGUGUUCGUAAAAAUAGAAGAAAGUAUACAAGAGAAUAUUAUGAAGUUUUAGGCAAACAUGGCAAAAUGUACAGACUGCAAGCAGAAGAUAAAACUACUAUUGUCAGACCUCGUUUCAAACUUGUCAAAGUUCAAGGUGGUAUACUAGAGAUGUGA
Trichomonas vaginalis G3 is the source of this 345-nucleotide messenger RNA. RefSeq lists its product as uncharacterized. Lineage: Eukaryota; Parabasalia; Trichomonadida; Trichomonadidae. The record is from RefSeq and is a predicted model, not a curated record. The coding region runs from base 1 to 345 and encodes 114 amino acids. The transcript has a single exon.